ACCGACAUGGUCAAUUUCGGUCACUAAACAAAAUGACAGUUGUUUUGGUGGAUUAAUUAACAAAAACAAAGAUUUUUUUGGAUUAAAGUAUGAACAUUUAGAUGUUGAUGUUACCUAUUGGAUUCAAGUACAAACUUUUGGAUGUUCACGUUGAAUGUUGCACUAGUGUUUUUUCCUCAUUUUUCUAGUUUCUGGUUGCCCCCUCCCUUUUGUACGAGUGUUGCACCAUUGUUUGUUUUCAUAUAUUUUGAGAAUGGUUUAUGAAGCUGUUGGCAGAGUAGAAGUAUUUACUUUUGUAUAUUUGAUUUGUAAGUUUGAAGAGAAUUAAUUUAGUAAUUGAUAUAUAAUACUGAACAAAAUAUUAGGAAUUGAGAGUGAAAUAGUGAAUUUAUUUUAUGAUUGAGAUUCAAAUUGAAUUUAGCACACUAUUUAGUAUUUGGAAUUUACUAUUUGAUAUCGAAAUAGCCAUAUUGUACCGAUUUUUAACCCUAAAUUAGGGAUGGCAAUAGGUCGGGUCGGGGGCGGAUAGUGCAUAUCCGUUACCCUACCCAAUGUAGUUCGGGUUUUACCCUAUGGUAGAAAAUCAAAACCAUGCCCAUACCCGUUCGGGUUUCGGGUAUCCACGGUUAUCCAUGGGUAAUAAUUUCUCCUUAUAAUUCAAACCAAUAUGUUAACAUUCACACGUAUACUCACAUUACGUAAGAGGAAAAGUACGACAAUAAUUCACUAGAAUGACGAAAAUUAAUUAAACAACAUAAUUUCAUGAAAAUAUUAUAUUUAUAUGCUAAAUAUAAAAAAUUCUAGGGAAAAAUAAUGAUCAUUUCUAGAAAAAAAAUACAUAUGGAUGUGUAUAAUCGGGUGAGUUCGGGUUGGAUAGUGAGAUAACCAUGCCCACCGAUUACCCGCAAUAUUCACGAAAAAUGCUUCGGGUUCGGAUUUUAUCCUACCCGAUUAGGUCGGAUUCGGGUGGAUAUCCACGGUUACGGAUAUUUUUGCCAUCCCUACCCUAAUGCAAUGUUUUUUUUUUAUAAAAUAAAUGCAAUGGUUUCACUUGGCUAGUACAAUCCUAGUCCCUAGACUACGACUUUGGAGACAGAUGUUAAUAGUGGGCCUAAUCCCCCAAUCCUUGAUUGAGUUGGCCUUGUUUACAGAUCCAGCCCUUGCUCUCCGGCCCGGCCCAAUCAAUUAAGUUACAGAAAGGAACGAAGAGAAAUCUGUUUCGUUUGGUUCCUGCAUUCUUUAACUUCGUCUUCUCUUUCUCUUCUUCUUUCCCCUCUGGCUCGAAGCUUUUUGUUCUCCAAUGCAAUCCCUAAAACGUCCUGUCAGAGUAGACUGUACAGUAAUAUGAUAUCUAUCAAGCGUUUCCUCCUUCCAACGCUUGGGUCUGAUUCGGCUGUACGGAUGGAUGCAACAAGAGCUGGAAAUGGUAAGAAAUCCUCUGGGCUACAAGGAAAGGAACUGAGAGAAGAUAUGAAACUGAAGGGAAAGGGAUACAGAGGAAUGCCCAAUGGUCGGUCACCUUCUGCCUCCCUCUUGCUUUCCCCCAAGGCAACCUUCCACCCAUUUUUGUUCUCAGGGCGGCAUUUAUCAUUGCCAUCUACCCACCACUCGCUCGUCUUCAUCAACACCACCACAAAAGCGCUUCAUUAAUUCAACAGCCAUUUUUGGAGGUGAAAAAAAAUGGCCGGAGGAGCUCACAGCAAGAGGCGCACGGCCACAAGGCCACGAUUUUCCCAGCUCAUCAUGCCUGGAAUGGUCCGGGACCGGCAGCUGGCGGUUCCGAAGUUGUUCGCCAAGGAGUACGGUGAUGGUCUCUCGAACAGGGUAGUUUUCGAGCUCCCCAAUGGCGCAGAAUGGCCCAUCCGGCUCUCUGGAAGCGGCGACAAGCUUUGGUUCAGCCAGGGCUGGCGACAAUUUGCUGACUUUCACUGUGUUAACUCGACGGGUUACUUCCUGAUGUUUGAAUAUCUUGGUCGUAGUAGUUUCCGUGUGUUUGUAUUUGAUCCCAGUGCCUCCGAGAUCAGCUACCCUCCGUCCGAAGCUGAUGUUAGUAGUGAAUCUGGAGGGCAAGAAGAAGAUCUUCCUAGUGAGAGUAGCCAGGGUGAUGUUGAAGGUUGCACAGCUGGGAAGUUUAAGAGGGUGAUUGGGAGGCCAAAACCUUUUCUAGGAAGCGGGUCGUCAGCGGGUGGAAAUGGUGGGGUAUGGAGAAGAACCCUUUCUGCAGGGCUUCCCGAAAAAGGAGUUUCAAGGACAAAUAUGCACUCUUCUAAGCUAAGAACAAAGAGUGGCAGGCAGCCCACCAUCUUUGGUAGUUCAUCAGAAACUGCUGUUCCGUUUACUGCAGGAAAUCCUUCCUUCGAAGUGACUGUUGCACCUGGUCAUCUGCCAGUCUCUCGCAAUUGCAAAGUGAGAAUGCCAACUGGGUUUGCAAGCAAUGUCGAGGAAGAUAUCUGUGAAGUAGAGUUGUGGGUUCAAGGCAGUCACUGGCCGGUGACCUUGAAUAGAGAAGUACAGAAAGGGAAUGAUUACAUAUCCCUGGGUGGUGGAUGGAGAGCAUUUGCAGCAGAGAAUUCUUUGGAUGAGGGAGACGUUUGUGUUUUCAAGCUUAUUGCGACCAAGGAAGAUGGUUUCAGAAAGUCGAUGAAGUUCAAGGUCAAUAUUUUCAGAGGAGAAUAGGGUAGUGUUUUCUUGGAAUUUCAUAUCUCUCUCUGCUGUGAUAGGUUUGUUUUGAAUUAUGCAUUUGACGAAAUGGUUAUCGGUCCAAACAGAUGGAUUGUUGUUGAAUUGGAUUGAGAUGGAUUGUUAAAUGCAUUGUUCCGCAUUUGCCGCUAGGUAGUGUAUGAA
This is a messenger RNA of Linum trigynum, 2844 nucleotides long. NCBI's taxonomy places the organism in Eukaryota, Viridiplantae, Streptophyta, Magnoliopsida, Malpighiales, Linaceae. The record is from the annotation of a GenBank genome assembly.